AUGGCUCCUUCAGCGUUCCACAGUCUCUCAAUUCACUCAAUGAAUUCACAAGAAGAAUUCCUGUCAACUCUUGAACACUAUGAAAUAGCAAUUCCUGUCCGAGUUGACCACAAUGGAGAUUUCCUAAGCUAUAAUGUAAAAAGUAGCCAUGAACUGCGAUCAAAGAGAAGCUUACCUGCGUUUCAACAUGAGCCAGUUGAGCAGCAAGUUUAUUACAAAGUAUCUUCACAUGGAUUGCACUUCCUUUUAAACUUGACUUUACACAUUAAUCUGGUAUCAGAUUAUUUUACUGUAGAAUAUUGGAAAAGAGAUGGCGUGGAAUGGAGGCAUGAUUAUAUGGAUGAAUGUCAUUAUUUGGGACAUUUAAGUGAUCUCCAGGGAGUCACAAAAGUUGCUUUAAGUAACUGUAAUGGAUUGCACGGUGUAAUAGCUGAGGAUGAAGAAGAAUAUUUCAUAGAGCCCCUCACCACCGUUAAAAUGGCUGAAUUCAAUUACAGUGAAGGAAGCCCCCAUGUAGUUUAUAAACGAUCUUCACUUCCAAACCAACGUCAACAAAUUGACGCAACAUGUGGAGUUUCAGAUGAGAAACCAGGGAAAGGAAGAUCUCCAUGGCUGAGGAAUUUCCAGACUUCACCAGUGACUCUUUCACCAAAUAAGACUCUGAAAAACCAGCUACAAUUGAAAAGAUCAGUCAGUCAAGAACAUUAUGUGGAAACCCUAGUAGUAGCAGAUAAGAUGAUGGUUGGAUACCAUGGACGAAGAGACAUUGAGCAGUAUAUUCUUUCUGUCAUGAAUAUUGUAAUGCGGACUGGAGGUGAGGUCACAGUGCGGACUGGAGGUAUGGUCCCAGUGCGGACUGGAGGUGAGGUCACAGUGCAGACUGGAGGUAUGGUCCCAGCGCGUACUGGAGGUGAAGUCCCAGUGCGGACUGGAGGUAUGGUCCCAGCGCGGACUGGAGGUAUGGUGCCAGCGCGGACUGGAGGUGAGGUCACAGUGCGGACUGGAGGUAUGGUCCCAGUGCGGACUGGAGGUGAGGUCACAGUGCGGACUGGAGGUGAAGUCACAGUGCGGACUGGAGGUAUGGUCCCAGCGUGGACUGGAGGUAUGGCCCCCGUGCCGAUUGGAGGUAUGGUCCCCGUGCGGACUGGAGGUGAGGUCCCAGUGCGGACUGGAGGUGAUGUCCCAAUGUGGACUGGAGGUAUGGUCCCAGUGCAGACUGGACGUGUGAUCCCAGUGCAGACUGGAGAUAUGGUUCCAGUGCAGACUGGAGGUGAGGUCCCAGUGCGGACUGGAGGUGAGGUCCCAGUGCAGACUGGAGGUAUGGUCCCGGUGCGGACUGGAGGUGAGGUCCCAAUGCAGACUGGACGUGUGAUCCCAGUGCAGACUGGAGGUGAGGUCCCAGUGCGGACUGGAGGUGAUGUCCCAGUGAAGGGUGGAGGUGAGGUCCCGGUGCGGACUGGAGGUAUGGUCCCAGUGCGGACUGGAGGUGAGGUCCUGGUGCGGAAUGGAGGUGAUGUCCCAGUGAAGGCUGGAGGUGAGGUCCUGGUGCGGACUAGAGGUACGGUCCCAGUGCAGACUGGAAGUAUGGUCCCAGUGCAGACUGCAGGUGAGGUCCCGGUGCGGACUGGAGGUGAGGUCCCGGUGUGGACUGGAGGUGAGGUCCCGGCGCGGACUGGAGGUGUGGUCCGAGUGUGGACUGGAAGUGAGGUCGCAGCGCGGACUGGAGGUGAGGUCCCAGUGCAGACUGGACGUGUGAUCCCAGUGCAGACUGGAGGUAUUGUCCCAGUGCGAACUGGAGGUGAGGUCCCAAUGCGGACUGGAGGUGAUGUCCCAGUGCAGACUGGAGUGCAGACUGGAAGUAUGGUCCCAGUGCAGACUGGAGGUGAGGUCCCAGUGCAGACUGCAGGUGAGGUCCCGGUGCGGACUGGAGGCGAGGUCCCGGUGCGGACUGGAGGUGAGGUCCCGGCGCGGACUGGAGGUGAGGUCCCGGCGCGGACUGGAGGCAUGGUCCCAGCGCGGACUGGAGCUUCACCUCGAGGUCAACGGUCCACACUCGGCUUCACCUCAAGGUCAAGGGUCCACACUCGGCUUCACCUCGAGGUCAGGGAUCCACACUCGGCUUCACCUCGAGGUCAGGGAUCCACACUGGGCUUCACCUCGAGGUCAGGGAUCCACACAUGGGUUUCACCUCGAGGUCAGGGGUCCACACAUGGGCUUCACGUCGAGGUCAGGGGUCCACACUGGGCUUCACCUCGAGGUCAGGGGUCCACACUGAGCUCCACCUCGAGGCUGCAAGUCUAUGCUGGGCUUCCUUGGGGCCGGGAGUCCAUCAAAUCUGCACUGGCUGAACUCUCCACCACUGAUGGUGUCCGAGGAAUGGAGGUCUCAUCCGUUGUUUUCCUAGUGAUGCUGCUCAGUAAUGAGGAGCCAAAUUUGGAAAUAAAUCAUCAUGCGGGCAAGUCACUUGAUAGCUUCUGUAAGUGGCAGAAAUCUAUUCUUUCCCGCAAUGGUAACGGAAAUGCCAUCCCUGACAAUGGAAUCGCUCACCACGAUAACGCUGUUCUUCUCACCAGGUAUGACAUUUGCAUUUAUAAGAACAAGCCCUGUGGAACUCUAGGUCUAGCUCCAGUAGGUGGUAUGUGUGAACCAGAGAGAAGCUGCAGUAUCAAUGAGGACAUAGGCUUGGCAACUGCAUUUACAAUCGCUCAUGAAAUUGGUCACAAUUUUGGAAUGAAUCACGAUGGAGUUGGAAACUCCUGUGGUCCGAGAGGUCAGGAAACAGCAAAGCUGAUGGCUGCCCAUAUCACUGUGAAAACGAACCCUUUCAUCUGGUCAACAUGCAGCAGGGAUUACAUCACCAGCUUCUUGGAUUCAGGACAUGGUAGAUGUCUCAUCAAUGCACCUCCAAAGCAGGAGUUCUUUUACCCAACUGUGGCCCCAGGCCAGGUGUAUGAUGCUGAUGAACAGUGCCGUUUCCAAUAUGGAGUCAAAUCUCGCCAGUGUAAAUAUGGGGAGGUAUGCAGUGAGUUGUGGUGUCUUAGUAAAAGCAAUCGUUGUAUUACAAACAGCAUUCCUGCUGCUGAGGGGACAGUAUGCCAAUCAAAUACCAUUGAAAAGGGGUGGUGCUAUAAAAGAGACUGUGUCCCAUUCGGCACUAGACCAGAGGGAGUGGAUGGGGCCUGGGGACCCUGGUCAUCAUGGGGAGAGUGCAGCAGGACAUGUGGAGGUGGAGUAUCAUAUUCUGGCAGGCAAUGUGACAGCCCAAGACCCACUAUCGGAGGACGAUAUUGUCUAGGAGAGAGAAAGCGCUUUCGAUCGUGUAACAUUGAUGACUGUCCACCAGGGUCUCAGGACUUCCGAGAAAAGCAGUGUGCAGAAUUUAAUAAAAUCGCAUUUCGUGGGAAGUAUUAUGACUGGAAACCAUACCACGGAGGUGGUGUGAAACCCUGUGCUUUGAACUGUCUAGCCAUGGGCUUCAAUUUCUAUACUGAACGUGCUUCAGCUGUAGUGGAUGGUACCUUGUGUCGUAUGGACUCGCUUGAUAUAUGUGUCAAUGGAGAAUGUAAGCACGUGGGCUGUGAUCAUACUUUAGGUUCAGAUGUGAAGGAGGAUCGAUGUCGAGUCUGUGGUGGUGAUGGGAGCACUUGUGAAACCAUAGAAGGAAUUUUUAAUGGCUCCAGUCCUCAGGGAGGUUAUGUAGAAGUUAUCCAGAUCCCUAAAGGCUCAGUACACAUUGAAAUUAACGAACUUAAUGUAUCCCAUAAUUACCUUGCACUGAAAUCUGAUGGUGAAGAAUACUUUAUUAAUGGUGGCUGGUCCAUAGAUACACCACAGCGGUUUGAUAUUGCUGGAACUGCUUUCCACUAUAAGAGGCCUGAUGAUGAGCCAGAGUGUCUGGAAGCAUUGGGACCUACUAAUGCAAGUCUUUUCCUUAUGGUGCUGAUACAAGAGGAAAAUCAGGGCAUUCAUUACAAAUUUAAUGCACCCAUCAUACGCACAGUCAGUGGAGAUACACAGGCAACCUAUGAGUGGCAAUAUUUUCCUUGGUCCAAGUGCACUGCAAUAUGUGCAGGAGGUAUACAGGCACAGGCUGUCGUGUGCAAGAAACUGGAUGAUAAUUCUGUUGUUUCUGCUCAUUACUGUAACAGUGAAAACAAACUUCCAGAAAAACAACGUGCUUGUAACACUGAGCCAUGUACAUCAGUCUGGAUUGUAGGUGAAUGGUCCGAGUGUAGUCGGACCUGCAGUGGGGGACUUCGCACUCGUGAUGUUGUAUGUGUCCAAAAGGUCACUGCUUCUGAGCAAAAAAUACUGGAUGAUAGUCACUGUAUCAGUGAACGCCCCCUGAUAAAGGAAAGCUGCAAUAACCAUACCUGCCCACCGGAAUGGGUUCCUCUCGAUUGGUCUGAGUGCACACCAAGUUGUGGAAUAGGUUAUCGGCAUCGUAUCGUACUUUGCAAGAGCAGCGACUACACUGUGACAUAUCCAGCUUCCCAUUGUCCUGCGGACUCCAAACCUCCCACCCGAAUUCGAUGUACUUCACAGCGAUGUCCACUUCCUCGCUGGGUAGCCGGAGAAUGGAGUCCGUGUUCUGUACAGUGUGGUCUGGGUCAGCAGAUGCGAAUGGUUCAGUGCUUGACUUAUAUUGGUCAGCCUUCCAUGGAAUGUCCAGAGACCAAUCGACCUGCAGCCAUGCAGCAGUGUGAGAGCAGAUGUGAAGCUCUUCCCACUGAGAAUCCAGAAGAAUGCAGGGAUGUGAAUAAAGUCGCUUACUGCCCACUGGUGCUAAAAUUUAAAUUCUGCAGUAGGCCCUACUUCAGGCAGAUGUGUUGUAAAACUUGCCAAGGACAUUGAUCUUCAAGAACAGCUUCAAAUGAGCAAAAUAUUUUAUGGA
Messenger RNA from Rhincodon typus (whale shark), 4894 nucleotides. Its product is annotated as A disintegrin and metalloproteinase with thrombospondin motifs 6-like. Gene Ontology annotation, biological process: proteolysis; extracellular matrix organization. Gene Ontology annotation, cellular component: extracellular matrix. The coding region runs from base 1 to 4854 and encodes 1617 amino acids. The record is from RefSeq and is a predicted model, not a curated record. Gene Ontology annotation, molecular function: metalloendopeptidase activity. Lineage: Eukaryota; Metazoa; Chordata; Chondrichthyes; Orectolobiformes; Rhincodontidae. The transcript is spliced from 28 exons.